Messenger RNA from Caenorhabditis auriculariae, 3788 nucleotides. Lineage: Eukaryota; Metazoa; Nematoda; Chromadorea; Rhabditida; Rhabditidae. The record is from the annotation of a GenBank genome assembly.
AUGAACGGCGUCCGGAUCUUGAUGAUGUCUCUACAUUCAAUUCUAUCGUUGAGCGGAUGCUCCUUCAACCUUCUCCUGAUUUAUGUCGUGAUUUUUCAUUCGCCGUCUAGAAUCAAAACCUACUCGAUAUUGAUUCUCAACUUUGCCAUUACCGAUUUUGUACUCUGCUUUUCUAGCUUCUUCAAUCUCUUGAGGUAUGUUUUCGUCUCGAAGAAUUUCACAUGAUUUCCAACAAAAAUAGUCUUAUUUGAAUUUCAAUUGCAGAUUCGUUCCAAUUGGAGACUCAAUAAUCUGGAUUUCCAGUGGCCCCUGUCGAAUUUUUGGCUACACAGCUUGCUUAGCAUCGUUAGUUCCGCAUUAACUUUUCUCAAAAGCCGAAAUUUCCCGAGUUCAGGUACAAUAUUGGAAUGCACCUCGUUUCGCAUAGUUUAUACUCGCUGUUAUACUCCUUUUCCUACAGAUAUUACAUUUUGCUACGUUCGGCCCCGAAAGUUCGAUCUGUGUUGAUUUUCCUCGCUAUAGUCUAUUCGCCGUCAUUCCUCUCCCUGGUAGGCUAUCGAACGUCUGCAUUCAAUUGCAUUGAGCUUUUGAAAAAUUUCCAUGCUUUCAAAAGUUCCCGCUAACUGUUAUAAAUGAACUAUUGUCUGAAAAAAUGUUCAUUCAGAUCCUCUCUUUUCGAAUGGCAAGUCCAUCGAAUUUGAUGCGAGAAAUUCUUCUCCAACAUUUCCCAAAAUACGAUGUGCAAGACACUCUGAUUGGCGGUACUGCUGACAUGCAAAGAGUCGAGAAUCAGCUAAUAACUUCGAUUGGCUACGUUCCAGUCAUCCCAUUCUACAUUGCGAUUCUUAUCAUCCGCCGGAGGAUUAUCAAAAAACUCGAAGUCGUAGACUCUUCGUUAAGCGAUGAAACGAAGAGUAUACAGAAGCAGUUUUUGAAGGUAAUCCGAGUUUUUUUUGAAACUUUUUUUUGAGGAUACUAUGAGCUUUAUAAUGAAAAAACAAUCAUAAGCCUUUGGACAAAUUCUCGCACCUUUGAAAGUCAUGGCGUUCCAAACAUCUACAUGAGCCUUCAAACUGAACUCUUCUUCUCCAAAAUCAACUCGGCUACUUGAACAAUCAAUAUGUUCCUUCAAGAUCUCUACUGUCAUGAAUAACCUGAGGGUUAAGAGUCUGAAGCUAUGAAACCUCUUCUAAAAAUUUUCGUGAUAAUUUUAUAGAGAUUUUCCAGGCUCUCACCUUCCAAGCCCUGAUUCCCGUUUGCAACGUCGUCGCCCUCGUCGCCUACACGAUCGAACAACUCAACAUUUAUUCCCACCCGAUCCUGGAUUACGUUGCGAUGUCCGUACUUCUUGUACCAAUUCUAACUCCGAUCUCAUCUCUAUAUUUUGUCGCCGCCUACCGAAAUAAAGUCAAAAGCAUGUUUAAAAUCAAUACCAAUUUGAUUGGACAUAAACCAACUGUUGUAAACUCCACGGCUUCUUUCUCUCGAACUUGAAAAGUUUUAUCGAGCUGUCAUUGUGAAUAUUCGUUUCAAGUUGAACUUUGAUUUUUUAUUAACCUCCCGAUUGUGUUUUUGAAAUGUAAUUGCCACUCUUUGAACUCAAGCCUUGAAUUUUCUUCUCAGGAAAAAAAUUGUGCAUUGCUCAUUUUCUCAUUAAAAUAUUUUCAAAAAGUCCAAGCUUUCAAUAUUUCGUCAAACUUCUGAAGUACAAUUUUGGCACUUCCGUGUCAGUUAAGAAUGAUUUUUUUCUUUCAAGAAAUUCCCAAGAAAACAAAGCGGAAAUGACUAAGAAAGGUCAGUAAAAUGAAACUGAAAUCUCAAAAUCCAAAUACUCUGAAAACCUUAAAGAUAUAUUAAAAAGAUCAGAUUCUACUGAAGCUUUUCGACUUUAUCUUCGUGGUCAUCUUUUCGCAGCCACUAACUUUCGAAAAUCUAUGAUGUAAAUUUUUUAGCCCUUUGAUUUCCCCUACUAUCUGACUCUCUCAUGAAUAUUUUUGUACUUUCUCAUUCUCAGGAUUUCUUUUCUCAGGAGUUGGAUGAUUAAGCGACUGUGUGAAAAUCAGAAGGAGCUUAUUCAGUCAGUAUCCUUCGAACCGCUUCAGCUCUUCGAAAAAAUGGACGGCUUCAAGAUCUUGAUGAAGUCUCUACAUACACUUCUAGCACUGAGCGGUUGUUCUUUCAAUCUUCUUCUGAUCUAUGUCGUCAUUUUCUACUCACCACCUAGGAUCAAAACCUAUUCGGUACUUAUCCUAAACUUCGCUAUCACGGACUUUCUAGUUUGCUUUUCCAGUUUCUUCAACCUUUUAAAGUAAGUCUAAUUUUUCAUUCGAGCAUUGCGAAGAUUUUUGGCCAGCUGUUAUCUUUAAAGCACCGCUUCGAGCCAUUUCACGAAAAAAGAGAAAUAGAGACUUCGAUUAAGAUUCGUCCCGAUUGGAGACUCAGUUGUUUGGAUUUCCGGUGGUCCUUGUCUGCUUUUCGGCUACACUUCUUGUUUAGUGUCGUAAGUAAUUUUUAAUUAUUAGUUUCAUUCUUCAUUCAUUUUCAGAUACAACUUUGGUAUGCACCUGAUCUCGCACAGUUUAUAUUCUUUGCUGUAUUCUUUCUCCUACAGAUAUUAUAUUUUGGGACAUCCAGCCCCCAAACUACGAUCCGUAUUGAUUGUUCUCGCUUUAGUCUACUCACCUUCAUUCCUAUCACUGGUUGGUUUUGGUUUUCUUUCCAAGCCACUAAAUAGUUGUUUCAUAAUAGCUUUCUAAGAUUUCUAAAAAAAAAGCAUGAGGCAGAUUGCUAAACACUUCUGUGAAAAAAACCUACUCACUAAAAAUUAUUUCUUCAGAUACUUUCUUUUCGAACAGCGAGCCCAUCGGAUCAAAUGCGAGACAUUCUCCUCCAAAAUUUUCCCAACUACGAUGUUCAAGGCGUUUUGAUUGGCGGUAUAGCCAACAUGCAAAAAGUAGAAACUCAACUCAUAACUUCAAUUGGCUACGUUCCAGUCAUCCCAUUCUACAUUGCUAUUCUCAUUAUUCGCAAGAAGAUCAUCAACAAGCUCAACUCAGUCGACUCUUCGUUGAGACAUGAUACGAAAAACAUCCAGAAGCAGUUCUUGAAGGUAACUAGACCGAAAAUAUUAGAAGUAGUUAGCAUGAUUUCAAAUAUAAGAUCGCGUUUUUAAAUAACGUAAUGGGUCUAAAAAUCAUUUUAUAACUGAACACAUUACGGUGAGCCUUUGAAAACUAAAAAAAAAAUUGAAACUUACCUUCAAAAACCAUUACGUGAUUCGAUAAGCAGUUAAAAGCUCUAGAAACCAGUACACUUGGUUAAAAAGCCAACAUGCGCCUUUAAAAAUUAUUUUUUGAAAACUUCCCUGAGCUUUUAACACUAUCCUGAUGCUUAGUAAAUCAACAAGCGUUUUGAAAGUCAUCAAGUAUCUCAAUACUCAGUCUUCAGUUAUGUGCCUCUGCCCUUUAAUUUACGUCUUCAAAAUCUCUCAACACCUUCUAAAACACCAAUAAUCACUAAUUUUCCAGGCUCUCACCUUCCAGGCCUUGAUACCCGUCUGCAACGUCGUCGCGCUCGUCGCCUACACGAUCGAACAACUCAACAUUUAUUCCCACCCGAUUUUGGAUUAUGCAGCCAUGUCUGUCCUUUUGGUACCCAUCCUAACUCCAAUUUUUUCUUUGUAUUUCGUCUCCGCCUAUCGGAAACGAGUCAAAAGCCUGCUUCAAUUGAAACUCGGGUCUGUUGGCCCUAGGAGUCUUGCCGUCGUUUCAACAGCUUCUUCUUCUUGA